Centropristis striata (black sea bass) is the source of this 1482-nucleotide messenger RNA. RefSeq names its product gamma-crystallin M1-like. Gene Ontology annotation, biological process: lens development in camera-type eye; visual perception. The record is from RefSeq and is a predicted model, not a curated record. Gene Ontology annotation, molecular function: structural constituent of eye lens. The transcript has 3 exons. Lineage: Eukaryota; Metazoa; Chordata; Actinopteri; Perciformes; Serranidae. Bases 704 to 1231 code for a protein of 175 amino acids.
AUCUCUGCUGCAAGUUCAUCUUUGAGGAGACGACACUGCAGGUUCAAUGGGAAAAAGUCACUGUUAGAAAAAUAUUAUGUUCAAUGUGUUUCCAGAAUGCUUUCCCACCAAGUAGGAGUUCUCUCAUCUCUUUUGUUUACAUUGCAUUUUGCAGGCAUGCUAUUGCUUAACUGACCAUCUGAAACCAACAACUUGUGAACCAGCUGAUCUCCUAAUAAAGUAGAAGACAAGAUGCUUCAAAUUAUUAUUAUUAUGUUAUUGGGCUUAAAGAUAAAACAUCCCAGUUUCAAGGUUUGCUACCAGUACCAACUGUUGUCCAAGAGUACAAGACUGCCCUGAUUUUUUGUAAUCUUAUUCCAUAAGAAAACAAAAUAAAGACAAUUUACCAAAUAACUUCACAUCCCACAACUGCUGUUAACCAGCAAACAAUCAUUUGAAAGGGCAGAAGUCAAUGGAAACAAUACAAUAAUCAUUAAAGAUGGCUGUUGGCCUAAAUAAGUUUUACAUGUCAGUUUUGGCAAUUCUUUGAUAUGAGGCCAUCACAUGUGGACAAAGGGAAAUCAAACUUGACCAAACCAUUUUGCUGAUAUGCAAAUCAGGAUAAUUUAAAUGACAAUAGCUUUCCCUCGUCUGCACAUUCUGCAUUUCGAUAUAAACCACAACAGAGCUGCAGCUGGGUGGGAGGCAAGCAAUAUCACUAACAAUGGGGAAGAUUGCAUUCUUCGAGGAUAAGAAUUUCCAAGGCCGAAGCCAUGAGUGCAGCGCUGACUGUCCCGACCUGCGCUCUUACUUCGGCCGUUGCAACUCCAUUAAGGUGGAAAGUGGCUGCUGGGUGCUGUAUGAGCGUCCCAACUACACUGGCAACCAGUACAUACUGAGCCCCGGGGAGUACACUGAUCACCAGCAGUGGAUGGGAUUCAAUGAUAGCAUCAAGUCAUGUCGCUGUAUCAAAAAUGUGUAUGGAAAGUCCUGGAAGAUCAGAUUCUACGAAAAGAAGGAUUUUGGGGGUCAGGCGGCAGAGUGUGUUGAGGACUGCGCAUCAGUUUAUGAGGCCUUCAAGUUCCAGGAGGUCCACUCCUCCGUGGUUAUGGACGGUGCUUGGGUCCUCUACGAGCAGCCAGACUACCACGGCCACCAGUACUUCCUGGAACGUGGCGAGUACCACAAUUACACGGACUGGGGCGCCACCUCCCCUGCUGUGGGAUCCUUCCGCAUGAUCAAAGAGUUCUAGAUUGGCAGCUGGGUUCUGCAGCCCUAAUAAAGAGUGAUGUGAUGGCUCUGGGAUUCUAAAGAGAAUCAGGAACUCUGAGCUCUAAAAACACGAGUUCUAGAACCCCCGCAGGGUUCCAAAGCCGCCAGGCGACCACAACUCCAAAUUCUUCCGGAGUUCCAGAAUCUUGAGCAAGUUCUAGAACCACUCAAGAUGUUCCGAGUUCCAUCGGGAUGAGAUUCAGGAACUCGUCAGCCUCCCCUCUUCCCAGA